Messenger RNA from Menidia menidia (Atlantic silverside), 1657 nucleotides. Lineage: Eukaryota; Metazoa; Chordata; Actinopteri; Atheriniformes; Atherinopsidae. The record is from the annotation of a GenBank genome assembly.
UUAGCUGAUUGGCCACCUUCAGAUGGUCCCCCUUCCCCAUCCUGUGAGCCCUCCCUCUCCUCGUGCCACCCAGAACCUUCCAGGCUACUGCUGUCCGGCACGCGCUGUCAAAAUGAUGGGCCAGCAGGUUUUAGUGCUUAAUCAGAAUGUGAAGAGAGAGUCUGGACGUAAAGUUCAGACUGGAAACAUCAACGCUGCAAAGACCAUUGCAGAUGUGAUAAGGACCUGCCUCGGCCCACGGGCCAUGAUGAAGAUGUUACUUGAUCCCAUGGGAGGAAUCGUGAUGACCAAUGAUGGAAACGCCAUCCUCAGAGAGAUUCAGGUGCAGCACCCAGCAGCCAAAUCGAUGAUCGAGAUCAGCCGCACACAGGAUGAAGAAGUGGGAGACGGGACCACCUCAGUGAUCAUACUGGCCGGAGAGAUGCUGUCUGUCGCUGAACAUUUUCUGGAGCAGCAGAUGCACCCAACGGUGGUCAUCAGCGCCUACAGACAAGCUCUGGAGGACAUGCUGGAAACUCUGAAGGAGAUCAGCACCCCUGUAGACACGUCAGACCGCUCCAUGAUGCUGAAAAUCGUCCAUUCGGCCAUCAAUACCAAAGCUCUGAACCGCUGGUCAGACCUGGCCUGCGGCAUUGCGCUGGACGCUGUUCGAACGGUUGAGCUGGAGGAGAAUGGACGCAAAGAGAUCGACAUCAAGAAGUACGCCAAGGUGGAGAAGGUUCCAGGCGGGAUCAUCGAGGACUCGUGUGUGUUGAAAGGAGUGAUGGUGAACAAAGAUGUAACACACCCUAGAAUGAAACGGAUGAUCAAAAACCCCCGAAUCGUCCUGCUGGACUGUUCUCUUGAGUACAAGAAGGGAGAGAGCCAGACCGACAUAGAGAUCAGUAAGGAGGAGGACUUUGCCAGGAUCCUGCAGAUGGAGGAGGAAUACAUCCAGCAGAUCUGUGAGGACAUCAUCCGGCUGAAACCAGACCUGAUCUUCACAGAGAAAGGCAUCUCAGAUCUGGCCCAGCAUUACCUGGUGAAGGCAAACAUCACCGCCAUCCGCCGCGUAAGGAAGACCGACAACAACCGCAUCGCCAGGGCAUGUGGGGCUCGCAUCGUCAGCCGGACAGACGAGCUUCGCGAGGAAGACAUCGGUUUGGGCGCGGGGCUGUUUGAGGUGAAGAAGAUCGGAGACGAGUAUUUCACCUUUAUCACCGAGAACCUGCAGGACGCCAUGCAGGUGUCCCGCAACGUGCUGCUGGACCCCUUCCUGCUGCCAGGUGGUGGCGCCGUGGAAAUGGCGGUGUCAAAGAAGCUGACGGAGCGUUCCCGUGCCCUGACCGGCGUGGAGCAGUGGCCGUACCGCUCCGUCGCCCAGGCGCUGGAGGUCAUCCCCCGGACGCUGAUCCAGAACUGCGGAGCUUCCACCAUUCGUGUUCUGACUUCACUGAGGGCCAAACACACUCAGGAAAACAGUGUGUGUUGGGGCGUCAAUGGAGAGACCGGAUGUCUGUGUGACAUGUCGGCUCUGGGAAUCUGGGAGCCUCUGGCUGUCAAAGCUCAGACCUACAAGACUGCCGUUGAGACGGCCAUCUUGUUGCUGCGUAUCGACGACAUCAUACAGUUUACAAAGUGUAUCGUACACAUAGAGAUACUACAAGGAGCCCAAUGA